Molecule: messenger RNA, 1167 nt
Organism: Venturia canescens
Lineage: Eukaryota; Metazoa; Arthropoda; Insecta; Hymenoptera; Ichneumonidae
Exons: 2
Coding region: 277-1098 (273 amino acids)
Source: RefSeq, a predicted model, not a curated record
UGCGCAUGAUGUCCGCGCACCGGCUCCAGUAUCGGCGAAAUCAGCUGUUAUUCUAAGAAUUCGCUCGUUUUCGCGUUAUUGUUGCACGAAAUAAUUGAAAAAUAUUGUUUUUAAGGAGUUAUUUUUAGUCGAAUAAUUACGUAUCGUUGCGCCGAUCGAAAAGGUGAUCACACGGGUGAAGAAUAGUCGUUCAGUGCGAAAAUUUUUGGUUAAGAAGACAUCGCAACAACAACAACGGCAGUGUAGAAGCGGUGGGUUUUUCUGCCCGUUCGGAGAAUGAUUCGCGUGAGAAGUCUGAGCGAGUUAACAUACCCAAAACCGACGUUAACGGUUGCUACUACAAUCUCGAUAGUGAGCAGAGAAGAAAGUCCGGUCGAAGCGAGACGGGAGAUAAAUAAUGAUCCACCAAAAAACAAGGUUGGUAGGCCGAAGAAAAGUGAGACCCUGCGUCGUAAAGAGUAUACCGAGCGACUUUCGGUCGAAGAAAAGCGAAUAAGUAAAGCUGCGACAGCUGCUUACAUGCGAGAAUAUCGUGCGCGCCAAAAAGUUGGUACAUCUCACGACGUCACCGUCAAGAUAAAUCAGUUCACUUGCAACGUUCCACAACAAACGGAUAACACGAUCGCUGGGGCAGUAAGCUCACCGGUCCACGUCGAUGGUACUGAGAGGUUACGAAAGAGAAAAAAAAAAGUCAUUAAACGUGAAACCCUCGACACGAUCGAUCAACGACUAAAAGGAAAAAUUAUAAAAGAAAUCCGGAUGAGAGAUCGCCGAGCCAAAAAUAGAACUGCGCUACGCGACGAGCGUCAAACAAAUAAGUUGAAAAUUGAAACAGCAGGGUCUCUUGAUGACCAGCCUCUCGAAAAAAAACUUCGACGAGAAGCAAAAGUGGAAGAGGAAGAAGACAAAGUGAUGUCUUCCGACGACGAGCCUCUCGAAAAAAGGCUCAAACGCAUGCAUUGUAAGGAAAAAGAAAAACUCAAUCGAGAUUCGCUCAGUGACCCGGUCCAAAACGUUCCCGAAAUUUCUUGCCCUCGCUCUUCCGUGCCAUUCUCUUUCGACAGAUUUGCAAAGCUUAGCGAAGAAUACGAUCAAUGAUUCCAGAAAGAUAACAAAUAAUGUAUUAAGUGUACUGAAAAACAAUAAAUUUUUUAAUUUUGUUUUUUA